CCACGGACCCUGAAGGCAGCGGGAUACUUACAGUGGAGUCUCGCGCCGCAGCUAUGGUUAGUUGGACCAUGUAAAGAUGGCGGAGCUGCAGAUGCUGCUGGAGGAGGAGAUUCCUGCGGGACGGAGAGCCUUACUGGACAGCUUCACCAACCUAGAGAGAGUCGCCGAGUACUGCGAGAGCAACUAUGUCCAGUCCACAGACAAGCAGCGAGCGCUGGAGGAAACCAAGAGCUACACCACCCAGUCUCUGGCCAGCGUGGCCUACCUCAUCAACACGCUGGCCAACAACGUGCUGCAGAUGCUGGACAUCCAGGCCUCGCAGCUCCGUCGCAUGGAGAGCUCCGUCAACCACAUCUCACAGACCGUCGACAUUCACAAGGAGAAGGUGGCUCGACGGGAGAUCGGCAUCCUGACCACCAACAAAAACACAACACGCUCCCAUAAAAUCGUUGCUCCGGCGAAUCCCGAGAGGCCGGUGCGUUACAUCAGGAAGCCCAUCGACUACAGCGUGCUGGACGAUAUUGGACACGGAGUCAAGUGGUUGUUGAGGUUCAAGGUGAACGGCCAGCAGAAUAUGAAGCUAGGAGGAGGUCUGUCCAGGUCCAACCCUCCCACCCAGAAACCGCCCAGCCCUCCGAGGGCAGGAAAGGGCAUCUUAGGGAAAAACUCCCCCUACAGGACUCUGGAGCCAGUGCGCCCCCCUGUGGUGCCCAAUGAUUAUGUCUCCAGCCCCACCAGAAACAGUAUGGCCGUCGGACAGCUUCCGAGUCCGGCCCGCACCGCCACCCUCAACCACCGACCCCGAACGUACAGUGGCAGCAGUGGAGGCAGCCAUCCCAGCAGCAGCAGUCGCAGCAGCAGCAGAGAGAACAGCGGCAGCGGCAGCGUUGGCAUCCCCAUCGCUGUGCCAACGCCCUCCCCACCCUCCACCUUCCCAGUUUCCCCGACUACUGGACCAGCUAGCUCGUCCUCCACAGCUCCUAACUCCUCCCCCUCGCCUUCACCGACUCCUUCCUCCUUCUCCUCCUCUUCCUCCACCACCACCCUAACACAACCCAAUGCUCCUUUGCCGCCAAACUCACCCUCACAACACGCCGACUCGUCUCCUCAGCAAAGCUCGCGAUCGAACGCACCAAACGCCUCCCCGCCCUCUAACCCCUCCCCCAGCCCCGCCGACGUCCAGUCAGAACUGUCUCCUCUCCUUCCUCCCGCCCCUCCUCCUCCACUGUCCUCCUCUUCCUCCUCCUCAUCACCUGCUGAAGGCCCCAUCGUCCCUCAGUUCUACAGCAUGAACCGUCCUCAGCCUCGACAGCAGACUCCUCAGGUGGGCGGGUCUCUGCCGUACCGCCGCCCCCCCUCUGUGACCGGCCAGCCAAUCGCAACGCAGAAUCAGGUCAAUGGUGGUCCCUACUACAACCAGAGCCCAGCCUCCCCUCCACCUCCGUCCCUCCUCCAGUUCACUCCUCAGCUUCCUCUCAUGGGUUUCGUCGCUCGAGUUCAGGAAUCCAUUUCAGACGCUCCUCCUCCUCCUCAUCCAGCCACCGAGAGCCAAUCAGGACCUGAGGAGCCUGUUUCGACACCUGAGCCUUUACAGGACGGACACGAAGAGGAGGACUCGGCAGUGGUGGAGUAUAAUGAUCCAUACGCUGAGGAAGACCCGCCGUGGGCCCCAAGAAACUACCUGGAGAAAGUGGUGGCCAUCUACGACUACACGGCCGACAAGGAGGACGAGCUGUCGUUCCAGGAGGGAGCCAUCAUCUACGUGAUCAAGAAGAACGAGGACGGCUGGUACGAGGGAGUGAUGAACGCCACCACCGGCCUCUUCCCAGGGAACUACGUGGAGUCCAUCAUGCACUACGCCGACUGAGGAAAAGCUCUGAACCGGAGGGAAAAGUUCGACUUUUAUAUUUGGUUCCUUUAGAUUCUCACUAACAGUCACGAGCAAAUCCGAGCUCGUGGAGAUAAAUCAACACUUUAUUGAUAAUAGUAUUGUUUACUGGACAGAAGUUUUGUUAUUUUACCCAUAAGGCUUUGGGGUUCUUUGGUGUUUCACGUUGUUCUGAAGACUACGUCAACAUUAAGCCGGCUGCAUUUUAAGACUGCUUCAAGACUGCUUUUUGCGCAACUAUAUUUCAAUUUCAGCUCCAAAAAAGUAUAAAUCUGGCAAAGGUUUGUUCCUGGUUUAAGUGAUUCUACAAAGCUCAGCUUUUCCUCCUCAUUCAGGGCUGAAAGGGAGAGAAAAAGCCACUUUUUUUAAUCUUGCUGGCUUAAUGAUGGCGUAAUCUUUUCGUUAUUUGGUGGAUUUUAUGUCUUGAGUUUGACCGGCGUCGCCACACGUCCAGGUUUGUUUUGAUGGUUGUUUUUUAACUUUUUUUUAGGCGUCCUCUGGCACUUCAAACUGGUCCAAAGUCAGUUUAUAACCUUACAGAUGAUGCAGUUUAUCAAGAAGCAAUAUUAAAGCCUGUAUCCAUUGUUUAAACCAGCUUAAACAGCAAUAACCCCGAGCAAAAACACAAACCUUGGAGGUAAUAAAACAUUUUCUGUUGCACAACAGGGUCCCAAAUCAAUCGACUAAAAUAAUCUUAUGGUGUCCAGUGUUAAUGUGUUUGUGUAGAAAGAUGGAAUUUAAAAUUUCAGUUUUCUUCUGAUCACAACAAAUGUAUUUUAAGAUCGUGACAGAAGUUUAAAACCACCAGAUAAGUGGUUGAGAUGCUCAUAAUUCACAGAAAGGCUGCUAAAAAUCGCAGAACUUUCCUGAGAUUCAUUCGAUUUUUACGUUUCAAAAGAAAUUUAGUGAAACAGGAAGUGCUAACUGCUAAUUUUGCUUGACUUCUAAUGAGUUAGUCAAAAUAUGUUUGGGCCUUGUGUGGUUUUUAUAGUACAGAUAUUCAUCCUGAAUUUAAAAAGUGUGCACAAAAAGGCAAAAAUAUCUCCUCUAAAACACAUACAGUGAAGAUUAAUGGCCUUUCUAAGUAAAAAGUCCAUAUUUUGAAUUAAAAAUACUCAACAUUCAUGUAUGACUUUACAAAACUAGAGCUCAAAGUGCUGAGAAAGACUUUUCUGUGAUCAAAAAAUCAGUCGGAAGCUUUUAUUUAAUAGUAGUUUAAUAGUAAUUUCAUGCUCACAGAUAAAGAAACUUUUUCAUGUUUUUAUCAAGAUUUUUUGUGAUCAGAAUUUAGAAUUCAUUUAACCAUUGCCUUAACAAAAACCUUCGACAUUCCUGUUUCCUCGUGAGCUUAAUUUUCUUUUUUUUUCUGUCAGCAAAUUAAAAAAUCUAAUGAGAUAAGCCGGAGAUAAAAUAAAGACACUACGGAGCUUUACGUUAACGAAGCUGCAGCAGCAGGAAGCAGAGAGAAGUCAGUGAAGGUGUUUUUUAGUUUCUGCUGAUUUGUUAGUUGAGAGGAAGUGAUGGUGGGUAAAUAUCUUUAGCUUCCCUACUGUCACACUUUUUUCUGUGUUUUCUGCUAGAAAAGAAAGACAGAAGGAUGAAAUGGUCACUAAAUAUUCAACUCUUUCUCUAUCAGAAAAGAGGAGGAUGAGUUAUUUUUUGAAUCAAUAUUGAUAGUGUGAAGAUUUUACUGGAAAAUUAACCGACUUUACUGGUUAGUUUUCCUUCCAGUUAGUUCAAUUUUACAAUAAAUCAGUACUCAUCUGAACCUCUGAUUUCAACUUUAAAUCAGACAAGGGUUUUUUUUAGUCAAAACUUUAGUUUAUGCGCAAACAUCGAACUUUGACUGAUUUCGGUACAAAAACAAGUAAAAUCACCAUUAAAGAAAAAAUCAACACAAACAUCUGGCUGAGUUUUAAGCUACACAAAUAUUGAAGUACAAAUAUUUGUGGUUCUGAUCUUUCUUUCUUUCUUUCUUUCAGGUUUAUUUGAAAAAGGACAGCGUGCAGUUACAUUAAAAAGAUGGCUGCACCAGAUUUAGCAUCAUGCUAAUUUCCAUCUGUAGUCUGAACACGACACUACAAAUGUAAAACACAGUAACUCUCUAUGAGUUUAAACUCUCUACUAAAUAGAAAAUAUAUGAAUUUAAAUACAUUUUAAGUCAAAAUUAGGUCUGUGCAUCGCUGCUUGCUUCUCUCUGCUGCAGAAAUGCAGCUAAAUAUAUAGAAAUACGGAUAAAUAUGGCUCUAAAUUUGUAGAAAGGCAUCAAAUUGCACAUUUAAAGCCUUCAGACAGCUCAGUAAAUAGUAAACUGAUGAGUUAUUUGAUUUAAAUGAGCUGAUUAAUGGCACUAGGACAGGAAACAUUUUUCCUUUGAGCUAGAAUCUAAAAAUAACAGUAAUACUCCAGUUAAAGUGGAUAAGUAGUAGGUAGAUAAUGAAAGCACAGUGCACUUGUUACUCGUUCUGUAAGUUCAUGGCGGUUAUUUUUGUAGAUUUUAAAGCAAUCAGCCCAAAAAGACCCUAAAAUGAAAGAGCUGCAGCCUUUCCAGCCUGAAAGCUUUAUUCUAAAUGAGUAUUUUUUCCUUUGAAAACUGAAAAACCUCAUCUUCGGUAUUUAUUUCAAUGAAAAACACAACAGAAAAAGUUGUUUUUGUUUGUGUUUUCUUUCCAUUUUGGCCGUUUUUAUUAAAUACCGUUGCAGAAAUACCAGAAUCCACCUUUUAAAUGUGAAAACGGUCAAACAAAAAGUGGAAAUUUAAAUUAAUUCAUGUAAAACGGAACCAAAUUUAACAUAUUCUCACAUUUGCCACCAGGAUCAGACCAGGCUUUGAUCCUCCCUGAUUUAUUGAUCUCUAAUCCCAGGUAUUCUUAUUCUGAUCAGUUUAACCCAGUCUGACCUCUGAGCCGGUUUUCUUUAGUUCUUCGUGGUUUCGUGCAGUGAAGUGGACCCGAGCCAGUCGCCGGGUGGAGAUUCUGGACCUGUUGCCAGUGUUUGAAGUUUACAGUGUGUUUGCCUGCAUGCCUGACAUAUAUCGGACAUUUUUACUCACCGUGUUUCAUAUUCUUCAUGCUCGCUGGUUUAUUUUGUUCUUCAGUUUCACCGACUUGCUUUAGUCCGUCUGUUUGAGCAGCUGGAGGUUUGUGAUGUUUUAACGCCCUUUAAACCAAGCCCUGCCGCUCAGACAGAGACGGAGGAUAUUUUUGUGCCAUACGUGUGUGUGUGUGUGUGUGUGUGUGUGUGUGUGUGUGUGUGUGUGUGUGUGUGUGUGUGUGUGUGUGUGUGUGUGGUGUGUGUGUGUGUGUGUGUGUGUGUGUGUGUGUGUGUGUGUGUGUGUGUGUGUGUGUGUGUGUGUGUGUGUGUGUGUGUGUGUGUGUGUGUGUGUGUGUGUGUACCAAACCUUCCCUUGUCGACUGAAGUGACUCUGGACCUGAAACAGUGUUUCCUCGUUGUACAGUUGUUAUUUAAGAGGCGUUUUACAGCAAAAACCAGAGUUUGCCAAAUCAGCGCUCCUUUGAAGUUUGUACUGAAAAUUACUGAUUCAAUCACCUUAGAGGGAAUUUGAUAUUUUUUGGCGCCAUUUGAGACGUUUCCAAAAGGCUCAAAAUAUUCCUGGAGCUCUAAAAGUCUCCUGAGUAAAAGAGCUGCAGCUGAUAUUAAUUUUCAUUUUGAAUAAAUUGGCUUAAUUUGCCAAAUAAUCGAUUAAAUGUUGGGGGGAUCUGAUAAAUCCUUUAUUACCCAGAACUUUGUUGUUGAAUAAUUGACAUUAAAUAGCGAAAAAAAUAAAUAAAAAUCUGAAUUUCCUACAUGCAGGAAACUUUUGUUACCAGAAGUUUGUUGUUGAAAUGACAGAAAAUCAGCUAGUAGUAAGUUUGUUGAAUAAUUAAUUGUUUGAAUCACUUGUUUUAUAACCCCCCCCCAAAAAAAGAGAUUCAUUUUUAUGAAUAAAUCUGCUUCAUUUGGAACAGCGUUGCUUUUAACUGACAACUGGGAAAGGAAAAUGUUUGAACUGUCUGGAGUCUUCCUGAGGAAGCAGAAAUGAAAAAACAGUCUCGACUUUUAAUCUAUCCACUGAUAUUGAACUGCCGCUCUGACUCUCUGCUCCUGUUUUCUUUGUCUUUUUGGUCUUUAAAAUCCUUCCUCAGUCUGGUUGACUCGUGUCCACGAGGUGAAAACAUCUUUUCCUUCCUCAGAUGUUGGCUAAAGAGCGAUGCUAUUCUCAAGUAAGAAACAACAAAAAGAACAUAUUCCAUCUCCUGCUUAAUUUGUCCAAUAAUAGAAUAAAUGUCCACAUAAUGACAGUAAAUAAUGAAAUAAAUGCCUUUUAAAAUUCCCCACAUUCAACAGGAGCUGAAACUUUCCCAGAAUGACUAAAUGUUUGUCCACAGUUAGAUCAAGACUGUCCAAAGUGACAUGAAAUUGUCCAAAAUGACAAGAAUGAACAAUUGUUGAAUGUCUUUUAAUAUCAGUCAUUUUAUUCAUGUAUAAUUGUGUAAACACAAAGUGCUUUCUAGACUGAAAUUAUAACAAAAUAAUGGAAAUAGAACCCAACUUACCCCCUUUGUAAAACACUUUAAAGCACGUAUGUGAAGAAAUGAACCCAAAAUAUAGCAAAAUCAGCACGGACUCUGUCCAUAAAACAGAUGAAAGUGUAAAGAAAUUGGUUCAAAUACAAAUAAAAUUGAGGAUUUUUUGUUUAAAGGCAUAAAAUGCAAAUAAAAGAAUUAAGCCAAGCAGUGAAAAAGUCAUCAGUGAAACACCUGCAGACUUCAGAGUGACUGAAUUCCUUCUUUGUCAAACUCUGCUUUUUGUCCUGCCUGCAGUAUCCCUUUAAAGUGUGGACUGAGACGUUUGAUUAUCUGUGAAAUGCUGCAGGUGGCUUCUCCGAGGCUGAUUUUUACCAGGAACCUGUAAUAAUUAAACUAGAGGUCUAUUCAGGUCCUAAUUAAACAGAAAAUAAUUGAUUUGUCUGGAAGAACUUUGUACCAGACGGUUGCUGCGUCUCAUUUUUACAUGAUUUACCUCUAAAAUCUUAUUCCUGCUUUGAAGAGAUUUCAGCUUUAACCUGCCAGUUUAUCAGAUGUUCCCUCCCAUCCGUCUGCAGGACGUUCCUGGUAGAACAUGAUGUCCGGAGAAGCUUUCUGCUUCCCAAAGUGAGCCACGACUGAAAGCACAUCGCUCUUUUGUAAGAAAGAAAACAAGUGAAAUUACUCAGUAAAUGUUUUAACAGCU
Acanthochromis polyacanthus (spiny chromis) is the source of this 7120-nucleotide messenger RNA. Its product is annotated as abl interactor 2-like. The record is from RefSeq and is a predicted model, not a curated record. Gene Ontology annotation, molecular function: SH3 domain binding. Bases 77 to 1867 code for a protein of 596 amino acids. The transcript has 12 exons. Lineage: Eukaryota; Metazoa; Chordata; Actinopteri; Pomacentridae. Gene Ontology annotation, cellular component: lamellipodium.